Messenger RNA from Zootoca vivipara (common lizard), 1542 nucleotides. RefSeq lists its product as uncharacterized. The record is from RefSeq and is a predicted model, not a curated record. Lineage: Eukaryota; Metazoa; Chordata; Lepidosauria; Squamata; Lacertidae.
UGGAGCUGUUUGAGGACAGUUUUUGGGAAGAGAACUCUGCCUUGCUGAGGGUCUGUGGAAGAGAUGCACUCGCCCCUUGCAAUGAUGAAACACGCAGACCUGCAUUUUCUCCUUGGAAUUAUCCUUUCUCCUGCGAUUGUGGCAACCUAUCCCGUUUCAGACCACGGGGCUCACUAUUCAAAACUGGUCUCAAGAAUCAACAGCUACAAACCUUUCCCGCAGCAGGUGAUCCUGCCGCAACAGCUUUGCAGUGGAGCUCGCCUGCCUUUUGCAGACAGCAGUGACAGUAGCGGUAGCCUAGGCUACUGGGCAAGUCGCUGCACGUUCCAGAGACUGCCCAGCCAAUGGCUCCACACAAUGGCAAAAACCCCCAGAAGGCAAACAGACAUGUUGGCAAUGAAGGCCCCAAACGUUCCGGCAUCCAGCACGAUGAAGCCGGGUGUAAGAGUAGACCUCCUUGGAGCCACAUCACCAUUUACUUUUCUGAAGAUCCACACUCCAAGCUACUUGCCGGCCCGGCCCAGUAGCAUUCCUGCUGCAUUCACUCACGCCAAGCCCUUGGGACCCGAUUCAGAGACCCGAGGAAGUGACUACCCAGUGAUUACGAGAGAGUCUCCUCUAGACAGCCUAGCUACAACACGCCCCACCUCUCAUACCACCAAAGAACCCAGAGGGGAUGCUUAACCAGAAAUCCACGCAUCCUGGUUCUAUAAAACAGCCCAUAUAUAACUGGGCUUCUGGUACUGAAGAGACAGCUAAUACCCAGGAGCAUUUCCGGUGUGAUUUGCAGCCGAUUCCAGAGAAAAUGUAGGGGGAACGGAGCAAGCCCAUUAAACAGGUUCAAAUGACACUUCUGUAACUUAUGCAUGCGACUUGAGAAAAUUUGCAUUGUUUAUUCCAAUUCUCUCAGUAAUAGAACUAUGCAAGCCAUGAAGCUCUGCCGCUAACCACUAUUCCUUCUUACUCAGCCACCCAUCAGGCUUCUGCAAUUUCAACAGGCCUUGCUCACGGUUUGGAGCGCAAGAUCACAGCUUAACCACUAGAAACCUAUAGGGAGCUAGAGUUCUCGGGGAAAGGAAUUCUGCCCUCGGUACUAUGUUGUUUCAUCGAAAAACAUGGGAUUCCUGACACAGGGAAGUGCAGAAUGAUGACGGCAGUAGCAGGGGAAAUGUGUGACUCUUGCCUCCUGUCUGUCCUCCGUAAGAUUUGACAGCAAGAUUUCCCACCCAUUCAUAAUUUCCAUUUAUUCCUAUUUUUCUCUCUUAAGGACACCCCAAUGGGGAACUAUACAUUUAAUUUAGCCAAGGAUGGGCCAUCUAGUUGCUGUUACACGGCAACGUCCAUCAUCCCUGACAGCAUGGCAGGAGCCGAAGGGAGUUUGAAAAGUGGCACAGUGCCCAUCUGAAAAGCCACAUAUAUCUCAUCCCUGAUUGCCCUUUGAUUUCCUGUGCUGGUUAGUCCUCCCACGGUGAAAAAUUGGUGAUGUUUUGCAAUUUCAGUCUUUCCUAAAUAAUAAUAAUAAAAAAGCAAAAGACACUUGAG